AUGGAGCCCAAGUCUUCACUAAACCACAGCAUCCCCUCUGAUUUAAAUGGCCAUUAUCACUGCGGUUAUGGAGGCGCCAUCGUAACCGAGCAUAGCACCAGUCAACAGCAUUAUAGCAAUACUGGCAGAAAAAAAAGUAAAGUUCGUCUCAAUGACCAGCUUAUACCAAAACCAACUGAUAUAAAUAUAGCGGAGAAAUUUAUAAAAAUUGCAACUCCAAAGGAACAUCCUUAUUCAUCCCACAUCUCUCGGUUUGCCAUGUUCCCAUCCUUCCGCUCUCCAGAUGACCCUGAGACAGGAGUCAGAGCUGCCUCCCAACCUUACCUCAGCCCCCUUAACGCAUAUAGUGCACCGGAAGUCACUCUGCGGAGCAAAACUAUUGGUGGUCCAUGUAGACAUGAAAUCUUGGCGACACCAAUAAAAAACAGAAAGAAGGCUGUUAUGUGGAUAAGAGAACACAGCUUCUCAGAUCAGAAAAAGCCAUUGAAGGGAGAGAACCAAGUGUUCUACCCCACUCCUCCCAGGACAGUGCUGCCCAACCCUAAAGUCCGUGACUGGGAUUUCACGUUAUCCGAGCGUACAAGCAACAUGUUGAAAAAUUUGGAGAGGACACACUGGAUCACCUCUUACCAAAUGCACUACACGGGAUCUGGGCCAGCAAAUCCUUUGAAGAUAGAUGACUUCAAGGAAAAAAUGAGUACCCUAACUGGGAUGAAUUCACACACUGCACCACUGAGAGAAAGGUCCUAUCCUGUGUUUGUUCCCUCUAAACCAAAAGAAGGAUGCAGAAGAAGACAGGGAAGCCAUGUGGGCGGGAGCACCUGCAGUCCCAUUAAUGCAGAACUCCUAGAUCCAUCUUCAGCUCCAAAGCAAGGCACUGCCACAGCUACUCUAAACGAACAUAGGCCACAAGAGAUCACAGCCGAGCAUAAUGAAGCCCCAGAUUUAAUACCAAAGGGCCAUAGUCAAUCCAAGAACAGCACUGGCUCCGCAGAAGCACAGAGCGCUGAACUGUCCAAGGAAUUAUCACACCAACAACAAACUGAGUGCAAAAGCUCUGCGUAUGAGGAUAGGGACAGAGGAAACGGCAGAGUCCAGUUCGAUGAGAGUCCUCUGCAAGUAUCCGUGUCACGGAGCAGCCAAGAGGCUAACACUGCCUGGAUCGCAGACACAGAGCGACCCCGGGACCUCUACAACCGACCACUUUCCCAGAGAGAGAUAGAUGUCGACAGAGAGAAAAGCCCGAUUGAGCUCUGUGAUGAACCAAGCAGCAAAAAGCAGUAUUUUCAAUUUCAAAGAAAUUCAUCUAGCCACAGUAAGUCAGCUGUAGCCAAAGACCAGGCAGGUAUUGACUCAUAUACUGAGUUAUCGUCAAGGGCUGCUCCGGCACAGAAGAAACUAGCAGAGGUCAGAGAGCUGUCACAGGGUAUCUCUAACCCCUGCAUCCUGCCGAGGCCUCCCGUCCUCCCUGGUAUUCGCCCACUGGACAGAGCUGGGACUAUGGGUGGAGAAAAUGCAGCUAACAGCCUUCUGGACCUUCAAAAUUCAUUCAGUAAGUCAGAAGCCCAUCACAACUUCACUAGCUCGAUCACACGUGCUGCUGUGAACCCGAGGGACAAUGUAGUCACAGGGAAAAAACACAACUUCUACGGGAUCAACUGCUACUACCUCCAUGGAUAACCUCAUG
Molecule: messenger RNA, 1687 nt
Organism: Xiphias gladius (swordfish)
Lineage: Eukaryota; Metazoa; Chordata; Actinopteri; Istiophoriformes; Xiphiidae
Exons: 8
Coding region: 1-1680 (559 amino acids)
Cellular component (GO): centrosome
Source: RefSeq, a predicted model, not a curated record